Molecule: messenger RNA, 291 nt
Organism: Cladophialophora bantiana CBS 173.52
Lineage: Eukaryota; Fungi; Ascomycota; Eurotiomycetes; Chaetothyriales; Herpotrichiellaceae
Exons: 1
Coding region: 1-291 (96 amino acids)
Source: RefSeq, a predicted model, not a curated record
AUGGCCCUGAACCCAUUAACCUUUGCGCAACGGCUCGAUCUCGAAGAGAUGGCUCCGAACGUAUCUCCUGCAACUGGUGCGUCGGCUCUUGGUCCAUCGCACGUCCUUCCCGGUUUGCAGUCCCGUCUACGACCCCUAGAUCAUGGUACCUUCGUCGACUUCAAAUCAAUGUCGCCUCUAGAGUGGAUGGCCAUGGCCAUCCACGGCCGCUCCCAUGCUCUAGAUGCAAAUAUGAAUGGCUCGCCAGUGACGUUCGGUCACCGCUAUGAUGGAGACGGCGAUUCCCCAUAG